This is a messenger RNA of Puccinia graminis f. sp. tritici CRL 75-36-700-3, 2457 nucleotides long. RefSeq lists its product as uncharacterized. The transcript is spliced from 13 exons. Gene Ontology annotation, cellular component: cytosol; nucleus. Gene Ontology annotation, biological process: peptidyl-arginine N-methylation; regulation of DNA-templated transcription. The record is from RefSeq and is a predicted model, not a curated record. Bases 1 to 2457 code for a protein of 818 amino acids. Lineage: Eukaryota; Fungi; Basidiomycota; Pucciniomycetes; Pucciniales; Pucciniaceae.
AUGGCUACAGCUGGCGAUCACAACUCAGUAAGAGGAAACAACAAGAACAGUCCAAUGAACGAGCCCCAGGAAUACCAUUGGACUCAAGCAGCCUUCAACUCCCAACGAACCCCAAUGAUCCUCAAGCUCACCCAGACCGAGCUCGACGCACUACUAACGACCUACCAGAUCAAGGAUAACAUCAGCAACCAUCUCAAUAACCAUUCACUGAGCCUGAACCCCUAUGGGCCACCCCCAACUUCCAGCCAAUCUUCCCCACUCAACUCGCUCAUCAAGACCUCACUCAACAAUCUUGGCGAAUAUGAUGCCCUGGCCCUGCCCCUAACCAAUCCCAGCUGGAGAGCGCGUUGGGAUAGUCUCUGCGUCGACCAGUCUCACUCCAACCCACAACCGCCCUCGGCCAGUCAACCCCCGGAUAACUCUCAAGAUGCUGAAUUCUGGCGGCGAGCGGGCUACUUCUUAUCCUCCGAACUCAACUUUCAUAAUACCAUCGAAGUCGCCAAAUGUAUCUGCUUUGCUUCAGAAUGGCUCGAGUUGGACUCUCCCGUCGAAGGCAUCCGAUUUGACUGUGAACUUGCCAUGAAGCAAGAAGUAAGCUAUGCUACCUAUCUUAGCGCAUCCCACCUCAUCCUACCCCGGAUCAGACAUCGGCGGUUCAUUUCAGAUUAUGGACGGGCGAUCUGUUCAAUCCUGACAGGGCUAUCCAGCUCAGUUGUUCUUUCAAUAGUCGUGCCGAUCCUAGAUACCGAUGAAAAAACCUUCAUGGCGUGGGAGGAUUGGCAUAGUCUACGAAAGCUCUGUGGUUAUCAUCCUCGCUUAAAUAUCACUCUUGAAAUUCCUCAUAUGGGCGCAGCCAUCGAUGUCCCUGCUUUGAUAAAUCGCUGGACUGCCGAGCCAAUAGGAUUUUUGCUAAUUCCUGCCACCAGCUUUAUAUCAAAUGCCAAACAUUAUCCAGUUCUCAGCAAAUCAUGUCAGACGUUUGUGAAAGCGAUGCUUAAAUACAAGCCCAGCGUGAUCUUGUCACAGACUUCAGAGGGGAAACAUUCUUCGGGCGGUUCGUUGGCUUACGCGCAAUAUAUACGCUUUUUGGAGAAAAGAGCCGCCGCCAUUGUUUGUGACCCGAUCGAAAACUUCGCCGCUGGCUACCUAGAUUAUCUACAAGCCCCUCUACAACCUUUGGCUGAUAACUUAGACUCAGUGGUCUAUGAGGGAUUUGAGAAAGAUCCAGUCAAGUAUUCGAAGUAUGAAGAAGCCAUCUUUCGGGCUCUAUGUGACCGACCGGCUGACGCGACACAGGUGCUUGCGGUAUGUGGAGCUGGAAGAGGGCCUCUAGUGGAGGCAGCCUUGCGGGCAGCUCGACGGGCGGAUCGAGUGAUCACAAUAACGGCCAUAGAAAAAAAUCCCAACUCGUACCUCACGCUGCAAGAAAGACUGAGGACGGAGUGGGACCCGGAGGUUGUCCAAGUAUGGUUUGGUGAUAUGCGUGAUUAUCAACCCACCGAUCCGAUCGAUAUCAUCAUCUCUGAGCUGUUGGGCUCGUUCGGAGACAACGAACUCAGUCCAGAGUGUUUAGAUGGAGUGAUUCGCUGGCUAGCAUCCGAUGGAAUUUCCAUCCCAUCUGGUUAUUGUUCUUUUGUUGCCCCUCUUGCGUCCAAUAAAAUCCACUCAAGGGUGCUCGAGCUGGGCAAGUUUGAGACGCCAUAUGUGGUCAUGAUUCAUGCGGCAGAGAUCAUCAGUGCGCAAGGAGGACCGGAUGGAGAAAUGGGGAAGGUCCAAGAGACCUGGUCGUUCGCCCAUCCUCGCACCGAUCUGGUAUUUUCUCACGAUACGGGCGUACCGAUCACUAACUUCCACAAUGCCCGCUCGAGUCAUCUGACGUUUCAUAUCCCUCAACCGAGUGUUUGUCAUGGGCUGGCUGCCUACUUUCGUGCUACUCUUUAUGGCAACGUGACGAUCGAGACGCAUCCGGAAUCUAGAAUGUCAAGGGAGAUGUUAUCGUGGUUUCCGAUGUUCUUUCCUCUCAAGGAACCGAUCUACUGUCCCAAAAACAGUGAAUUGGAUGUUCAUCUCUGGAGGUUGACGGAUCAAGUAGGAAGGAAAGUGUGGUACGAAUGGUCGGUUGAAGCGUAUACGAUCCCUGCGAAGCGGGCGCUGAAAGGACGGCGUCAGGCAGGGAAGAUGAAACCGAGCGGCUCGCCGGCGGCAGGCUCGAGCUCCGGCUCGGCCUCGAAGCGGAUCAAGGUGCCCGAAAACACGGACCCGUCCCUGUUGACGGGCGAAAUGGGCGACUCGAAUCCGAACGAAACUGCGGCGGAGGAUGAAACGAUGGAUGAGGAUAAGGAUCACUUGGACGACGACUUCGACCUUUGUCUCGAUCUUCACUUCGACUCCCGCGUUAAAAUCGCUACUAGCACCCUCCAUAACGUCCUCGGAAAAGAAUCUUCCGUUAAAUGGUAG